Molecule: messenger RNA, 3537 nt
Organism: Jatropha curcas
Lineage: Eukaryota; Viridiplantae; Streptophyta; Magnoliopsida; Malpighiales; Euphorbiaceae
Source: RefSeq, a predicted model, not a curated record
ACACGCACUUUUAUUGUUAACGUGAUAUUUCUCUAUCGUGUAUUCUUGUUCUUUAUAUCCUUGCUAUGUAUUGUUACAAGUUAAUUGUUGGUGGGAUCACAUCAAUCCUUCGUAUAGGCUUUAACUUAGCAAUGCUUGGCUUUAGCAUUAUCAGUUUGUCUGCUUUUGAGAAGAACUUUGCUUGUUAUUGUGAUGGAGCCAAUUCACCUGAACAAUGAUGACAGUUCUAUUGAAGAAUCAUCUUCUGAGCAGUUAAUUCUUCCAAGCUCCCCUAAGAUAAGUGGCAUAUCUGGAGAUCCAGAGGUAAAUCCCCGAGUUGGUGAUGAAUAUCAGGCAGAAAUUCCUCCCAUGAUAUCAGAAUUUGAAAAUGCUCAACUUUUACUGAACUCUUUUGAUUCGAAAGUCAAAGAUGAUGGUUCUCACUACUUUCUAUUGGGUUUGCCCAUCCCACUUGCUUGGAUUCAUAAUAAAACAAAUAACAGAAAGGAUAAAGGGGACCGAAUGACCAACCCUGAUGAUCUAGUCUAUGCAAGUCAAUCAAGCAAAUACAAAACUAGCAGAAAGAAUAACAUUCUGAAGAGCAAAUGUUCAAGACAAAAAGCAGAACCAUUGGAUCUUGGAGUGGAUGAUCAAAUAAAAUUAAAGCUAGCAAAUCUUGGACCCGAGAUAGCAAGGAAGGCUAACGUACCUCAGCUGCAUAAGAGCAAACAUCAUUAUCCUGUUCCUGGUUCAUCCAAUCUCCCUUGGACAGAUGCCGAAGUUGAUAGUUUCAUUCUUGGCUUAUAUAUAUUUGGAAAAAAUUUUAUUCAGAUAGAGAGAUUCAUGGACAACAAAAAAAUGGGGGAAAUAUUAUCUUUUUAUUAUGGUGAGUUUUACAGGUCUGAUGGAUACCGUAGAUGGUCAGAUUGCCGAAAGAUAAAACGCAAGAAAUGCAUCUUUGGACAGAAAAUUUUUACAGGGUGGAGACGACAUGAACUGCUCUCCCGUUUGCAGUCCCAUGUCCCUGAGCAUUCUCAAAAUGCUUUUCUAGAGGUCUUUACAGCAUUUUCAGAGGAUAAAAUUUCUCUAGAAGAUUAUGUAUCCAAUUUAAAGGCCAUUGUUGGCAUUCAAGCUCUUGUAGAUUCUAUUCGAAUUGGUAAGGGGAAGGAAGAUCUGACAAGUGUUUCCAUGGAACCUGCAAAAAGCAAUCCAUUGUUUUCUGUUUGCCCAAUUGGCAAAGCUUGCUCCUCUCUGACUUCUGGUGACAUAAUGAAGCUGUUGACUGGGGGCAUCCGUUUGAGUAAGGCUCGUUGUAAUGAUAUAUUCUGGGAAGCUGUUUGGCCCCGUUUGCUGGCCAGAGGGUGGCACUCUGAGCAACCAAAGAAUCACGGUUAUAUAGGUUCCAACCACUGUCUAGUGUUUCUCAUUCCUGGCGUUAAAAAGUUCUCAAAAAGGAAACUUGUAAAAGGUAACCACUACUUCGAUUCUGUUAGUGAUGUUCUGAACAAGGUGGCAUCUGAACCAAAACUUAUUGAGCUCGAAACUGAAGAAGCUAGAGGUAGCAGCUGCAAUGAAGAGGACAGGUGGGUUGCUGAAGUACCAUCAGGCCAGGAUGAUCCCUCCAUUCGAAAAAUUAAUCGUUACCUCAAACCUCGAGUUUCUAGUUACAAUAUGAACAUUGUGAGGUUCACUGUUGUCGACUCUGGUUUGGCUGAUGGAGGAAAAUUAUGCAAGAUGAGGGAAAUGAGAUAUGCACCAGAUGAUUUGAAAGUUAAAUCCUUGUUUACAACCCUUUCGAGUAGCAUUGAGAUGAUCUUUUUGGACAACUCACUGAGCAACAGUAAGAUAAAUUCUGUGCACAUGCCAUCGGAAGGUGAAAAGAAUAGCAAUAGUGUUAGCUGUUGUGAAAAAAAAGGCGAUGCUUGUGCUUCAAACCGUACAAAGUUCACCAUUGUGGAUACAAGUUUGAUCCAUGCUGGAAAAGCAUCAAAGGUGAGAGAGCUGAGAUAUUCACCAGCUGACAUAGUUGCUUCUGAAGUGACCACUUCAUCAGUAAAAGAUGAAGAGGAUUCACUGGAUGGGCAUAUGCCAGAUGCAAUCAGUAUUCUGUCAAGUGGGGAAAAGAAUGUCAACAAAUACAACCACAGUGAGGAUGUGAUCAAUAGCAGUGGCUUGGAACAGAAGACCCUAAACCGAGAUGUCAAGAACAAAUCGGUAGAAAGCCUCAAGGAUAAUAACAAUGUGCCAAAUGAACAUCAGUCAGCAAGGACUAUAAAGCACAAAUUUAGUCGAAGAUCAAGGUCUGGCCAUUCAAAUAAUUUAGUUCCUGUUGUCAAACGGCGGAGAUUAACUGCUUGUUCUAAUAGUGAGUUAAAUCAUGUCAUGGAAAAUUUUUCUGUUAGCCUGGGAUCAAAACGAGAAGGGUCUUGUUGUGCUUUGAGCUCACAAGGGGGAGGCAGCAAUAUCUUUCAUGUUAGUCACCCCCAGAAAUUAUCGUUAACUGCUUCCUCAGCAGAAGAUACCCUAGAAGAAAGCACUAGAGACAUUCUAGGCGAAACUUGUUUUGAUAUGGAAACAUCUAAUGGGGAAAAUGUGAAGCAUGAAACCUCAUCUUUGAUUGACCUGAACCUGCCCCAAGUUCCAUUGGAGUUUGAAUCUGAUGAACCAGCAGCGGUGGAUGUGGAGGGCAGACAGGGAGCAAAUGCCAAUGAUACAUGCUUUUCUUCAAAUUCAGAUAAGCCUGAACCCAAGGCAUUGAGCGCUUCUGUUGAUGCUAGUCCUGAAGUAGAGCGGGCUAAUUUGAAUCCGAGAAGACAAAGCACUAGAAACAGACCUUUGACCACAAGAGCAUUGGAAGCUAUUGAAUGUGGAUUCUUUGGAGUGAAGAGGCAAAAGAGCAUGCAGCUUCAUACAUCAGAAAUCCCAUUUUCCACCUCAUCCCAUGGGGUUGACAGCAAAGUCAAAGUAACAUCAAGUCGUGGUAAUUUUGGCCCUGGCAUUGUGAAAGCUAAGGAAAGGGAUCCCAAUGAGGCUUUUAACAAAAAAGAUAGUGUCGACCAAACUCGUGACUAAACAUAAUAAAACUGCUAACUAGUUAGUAGGGAUGCCAACAGAUGCUUACCAUAUUGAAGUUUGAGGACUGCUAGCUAGUAAGAUGCUUUUAGUUCUAUUUUGACACGAAAGUUUCAACUGUUAUAGAAGAAUGGCCUGAAGUAGCUGCUAUCAUUGCCGACCCUUGCAUGUCACCAGUGAGUGAACAACAUAUUGUCACCUCUGGUAUGGCCUUCACCGAGCAAAUCAUAACUACGGGAGCACUUCUGUGUCGACAUGGACAACUUACCUACAGACACAACACCUGCAAUUCUAUGUCAUUACUCGUCAAGUUGUCAUACUUCAUUUGCAUUUUGCCAUAGUUUUCUUAAAUAGUGGAGACAAUACUUUUGUAUAUUGUGGUGCCUUACAAAUGGGUAUUAAAAAUGAUAUCGCAUUGACAUCUCCAGAUUUUCAAAUGGCAGAAGAUUAUUAUGCCCUGAUAAUAUGAACUCCAAAUUUCCAGUA